AUGACUUCCAACCGACAGUAUGACCUGGUCUUGCUAGGCCCGACUGGCUACACUGGCAGAUUCUGCGCAGAGCACAUUGUGCAGAACCUCCCUACCAGUCUGAAAUGGGCUAUCGCAGGCCGCUCCGCGCAGAAGAUGGAGCCUAUCGCGCAGGAGCUGAAGGCUCUGAACCCCGAUCGUGCUGACCCAGAUGUCCUGGUCGUCCAACUCAACUCUACCGAGCUCAACGAGCUUGCCCAGAAGACACGGCUGGUUAUCAACUGUGUGGGUCCGUACCACCUCUACUCGACUCCGGUCGUGGAGGCAUGCGCUUCCAAUGGCACUCACUAUGUGGAUGCCACUGGAGAAACACCCUGGAUCAAAUUGAUUAUUGACAAGUACCAUGAAACCGCCAAGGCAAAUGGAGCUAUUAUGAUCCCUUCGACUGGCGUCGAGAGCGCUCCUGCCGAUAUCCUGGCCUGGUCUCUGGUCAAGCGUGUCCGCGAGGAUCUCUCAGCUCCGACCCGCCAAAUCAACAGCACCAUCAAGGAAAUGAAGUUUGUCACACCCAUCCACAAAAGAAACACAUAUCUGACCCAUUCAACCAGAUCCUCCGGCCCCAGCGGCGGCACUUUGAGCACGAUUCUGUCCAUCUUCGACUGGCUCCCAAUGUCCGAGCUCUCGAAGUCGAUGCAGCCCUUCACCUUGGCAGCAUCUCCCCCACCGAAGAACAUUCCCGGCGAAUCAAUCCUGGAGAAGCUGCUUGGUGCUCGCUCAAUCCGCGACCUAGGAACCGUGACAACCUCCCCAAGCGCAAUCGCCGACAUCACCGUCGUGCACCGUAGCAGCAGCCUAAUGCCCGAGCUGUACGGACAGAACUUCUUCUUCCGCCAGUUCCUGUCCGUCCGCAACGUUCUCAUCGGUGUCGCCGUCCACAUCGGCUUCUUGGUUGGACUCUCUCUGCUUGCGCUACCGCCUGUACGCUGGCUGGUUCGCAAGCUCAUCUUUGCGCCUGGCGCUGGCCCGCGUAGAGAGGACUCGGUAAAUGACCGUCUCGAGUACCAUGCCAUCGCCACUUCGGACAGUACUCCGCCGCAACGCGUCUUCGGUAAAAUUACCUACCAUGGCGGCAUGUAUCCAUUCACUGGACUUUUACUGGCUGAGGCUGCUAUGGUUAUUCUCAGCGAGGAGGAGAAGAUCAAGAAGGUCUCGCGUGGUGGCAUUGUUACCCCGGCUACGCUGGGUCAGGACUUUGUGGAUCGCCUGGACAAGGUUGGCUGCAAUAUCGAGACCAAGAUUUUCCAGUACUGA
This is a messenger RNA of Penicillium bovifimosum, 1290 nucleotides long. RefSeq names its product saccharopine dehydrogenase family protein. The transcript is spliced from 4 exons. NCBI's taxonomy places the organism in Eukaryota, Fungi, Ascomycota, Eurotiomycetes, Eurotiales, Aspergillaceae. Gene Ontology annotation, biological process: glycolipid biosynthetic process. The record is from RefSeq and is a predicted model, not a curated record. The coding region runs from base 1 to 1290 and encodes 429 amino acids. Gene Ontology annotation, cellular component: mitochondrion; plasma membrane; lipid droplet.